This is a messenger RNA of Brassica napus (rape), 940 nucleotides long. RefSeq lists its product as uncharacterized. The transcript has a single exon. The coding region runs from base 123 to 599 and encodes 158 amino acids. NCBI's taxonomy places the organism in Eukaryota, Viridiplantae, Streptophyta, Magnoliopsida, Brassicales, Brassicaceae. The record is from RefSeq and is a predicted model, not a curated record.
CAAAUAAUCAGGUUAUAAAUAUAUUUCCACUUGUUCAUCAUCUUCUUCAAGCAACCAACAAAGAUCUCCUUCAAACAUUAUACAUUCACAUUAAACAAUCUUACAAAACCGAUUUCAUUACAAUGGAAGCCACACUGAUCUCUUCACCAGCUUCGACGUCCCCACUCCGGUUCCAUCCAUUGGUGUUUUCCCCGAUUAAAACGACGACGUGGAGGACACAGAAGAAGAUGAAGAUGAGCGUUUUUGCUGCUGCGUCUUCAGGGAAGGACCAUUACUACGGAGGAGGAAGACUGGUGGACGAGAACAUGAUAAUUCUAAGGAAACGCAUCCACGAGAUGAAGAUGGUGGAGCGAAACUACGAGCCGCCUUCUCACUGGUUGGAUUGGGAGAAGCGUUUCUACAGUAGCUACGACACUAUGAUCUGCGAUUCCAUUGGUCUUCUCCAGAGCUUCCUCAUGAACUCUCGCCCCACCGUCGCAAUCACAACGCUGCUUCUCCUCCUCCUCAGCGUUCCUGUUUCCUCCUCUGUUAUGGCGUUUCGCCUUCUAGACCUCCUCCAUUGGGUUCUCGCCGCCGCAACGUCGGGCCAUGUGGGCUGAUCUGCCUGGCCCGUUUCAUUCUUUCCUUUUACUUGCCCACAAUUUUUUUUUUUUUUUGUUUAACCAGGCGGGGUUCAGGCCUUCGGUCCUAAUCCCCUCCUAGGCCCGGAGCCAGCCUGUGUCUGUACCAUUACGGCCCUAAACACUCUUCCCCGCCCGAGACUCGAACUCGUGACCUCUCAUACCGGAGUCUGAGGUGUUACCAGUUGAGUUAGCUCGUCCGGAUAUUGUAUAUACACAUAUCCCCUAUAUAUUAUUUGUGAAACAUUACAACUUCUUUUUGUAGCCACGUGUCAUCACUAGGAUGAUUCUUAAAAUUAUUAGAGAAAUAUGUUUGUCCA